Molecule: messenger RNA, 630 nt
Organism: Orbilia oligospora ATCC 24927
Lineage: Eukaryota; Fungi; Ascomycota; Orbiliomycetes; Orbiliales; Orbiliaceae
Exons: 1
Coding region: 1-630 (209 amino acids)
Molecular function (GO): protein binding
Source: RefSeq, a predicted model, not a curated record
AUGAUUAUAGUCGCUGGUACUUCUCGUUCUCGGAUUCCUUGUCACCGCCUCGUCCUCGCUGAGCACUCCACCUCUCUCGCUCUCGCUUGCUCAGAUUCUCACGCUACCGAAAUCUGCAUCCCGCACUGGGAGCCUCAGAUACUGCAUUAUGUGCUCCGAUAUCUUUACACGGGGGACCUCGCGUCUCUAGAAUUCGAAACUUUGAUGAAUAUUUACGCCUGCGCUGAAGAUCUCGGGAUUGAAUGUCUUAUGGAAAAGGUUUUGUACGAUGCCGUCCUUGAAGCUGGAAAAUGGGAAGUCGUCUUGCAGGAUAAAGACAAAUUUAUCCAACUAGUGGAAAAGAUUUUCUCUUUGACGGCGGAGGAUGAGAGACGAUCGUACAUCUACAAAGGAGUAUUCCGUCUCGUGCUUGCGAUAGUUCAGCAAGAUGGUCUUAUGGCUGAAGAGUGGUUCCUCAGUUUGCUGAAACAAUAUCACGAACUUGGUAUUGAACUUCUGAAGGCAUCUCUGGAAGGGGAGCAUGAUAGCGGGGUUACAUAUUGCUUCAAGGAAGGAUGCGACGGGAUUAUUGGAAAAUGGAAAAAGUGUAAGACUUGCUUGUCUUCGGAUUGGGGUGAAGAUGAUUGGUAG